Vicia villosa (hairy vetch) is the source of this 603-nucleotide messenger RNA. RefSeq names its product secreted RxLR effector protein 161-like. The transcript has a single exon. The record is from RefSeq and is a predicted model, not a curated record. Bases 1 to 603 code for a protein of 200 amino acids. NCBI's taxonomy places the organism in Eukaryota, Viridiplantae, Streptophyta, Magnoliopsida, Fabales, Fabaceae.
AUGGAGCAUUGUAAUGAUGCCAUUACACCAACUAAACAAAGGUUACAACUGUCCGAGAAUGAAGAGGAGCAGAACGUACACCUAACUCAAUAUAUAAGGUUGAUUGGAGCGAUAUGUUACUUAUGCAAUACGCGGCCAAAUUUGGCGUUUAAUGUCGCUAUUGCGAGUAAAUUCAUGGAGAGACCGAAGGUGUCUCACUUGGCAGCAGUCAAAAGAAUCCUAAGAUACAUCAAACGGUCUAUUGGUUGUGAAAUUGUCUUUCCCACAAUGGAUAGAAGCAGAAAAUGCAAUUUGCUUGAUUUUACCAAUUCCAACUGGUGUGAAGAUAAAUAUGAUCGAAAGUCUACAACUGAGCACAUCUUUAUGUUCGAUGGAACACAAAUCUCAUGGUGUUUGAAGAAGGAACCGGUAGUUGCACUCUCGUCUUGUGAGACCGAGUAUAUUACUGCUUCGUUAUGUGCGUGCCAAGCCGCGUGGCUAACGAAUCUAUUGAAAGAGUUGGGCAACAAUGAGGGUGAGGCUGUCACACUCUUGGUUGAUAAUGUUCCAACUAUUAAUCUUGCUAAGAACCCAAUUGCACAUGGGAGGAGCAAUCACAUUUAG